UCCAACAAUCUCCUUCAUCAAAAUUAACAAAUUAAAGAUGGUGCGCCUUGUUCAUCUCCUUCUUAUCAUCAUCACUCUCUUCACUAUUUCAUGUGUCUCUUCUUCUUCUUCAAACCCUACUAUGACAACCAAGGACUUCAUCCUUGCCACUCUUGGCCACACUGAUGAUUCCCUUAAUUUUGCUGAAUUUGCUGAAAAGUAUGGAAAGAGGUAUGAAUCAGUGGAGGAGAUAAAGAAAAAGUUUGCUGUGUUCAAGGAUCAUCUCAAAGAAAUCAAGUCCCAUAAUGAGAAGGGAUUAAGUUUCACACUUGGAAUCAAUGAAUUUUCGGAUAUGACCUGGGAAGAAUUCAAAGCAAAAAGGCUCAGAUAUAAAUGUUGUGGGAAGAAUCCAACCCAAAAAUUAAGGCCCUUCAACUUCGAUGAGUUUCAAAAUAGAUCAAGGCUUAUCAACUUCCGAAGGCAACUACAAACUCACUGAUUAAUGCACCAACUCCACAAACUCCACCAAAUUAGAGUCAUGCAUGAAUAUAUAUAUAUGAAACUCACAUGAAUGUGCAUGCAUUAGUUUGUUUUUUUUUUUUUCUUCUUCUUCUUUUAUUUUCUUGAAGGAUCAUCUCAAAGAAACUCACCAAAUUCGAUGCAAGUGUGGCUUAUGACAUAUUAAGCUUGUUUUUUUUUAUGUUGUAGUCUCCAUAUUUAG
Molecule: messenger RNA, 700 nt
Organism: Dioscorea cayenensis subsp. rotundata (Guinea yam)
Lineage: Eukaryota; Viridiplantae; Streptophyta; Magnoliopsida; Dioscoreales; Dioscoreaceae
Product: thiol protease aleurain-like
Exons: 3
Coding region: 38-478 (146 amino acids)
Source: RefSeq, a predicted model, not a curated record